AUGGGAGAAGAUCAGAAGCAGUAUUUUGUUCCGAAUGAAGGUGAAGACUACACAAUUAAAUAUAGAACUCAUGGUACGAGUUUUUAUUCUUUGAGACUGGAUAAAAAGUACAGAUUAGGAAAUCUACCAAUUUACCAAAAUCCUUUGAUCAACUUUGUUAUUGGUUCUAAAAGAUUAUCUCUUGCUUUUGGCGCAAUCGGAUGCAUGUUUGGGUACUUGAUGGACAGGACAGGGUUAGUGUAUACUGAAAUCUCACAAUUGGUGGCAAUUUUUUCUUUGCUACCGUUCCCAAUUGUUACAUACUUAUUUGAACCUGUGGUUUCACGAGUAUGGAGAGUCUAUGAUACAACUAAACCUCAAAUCUACGAAAACCUAAUCCAAGAUGAACAGCUUAUUAUAGAAAAGUUGAAUUGGAACGGGUUCAAUACAUACAACGAAUUAGUGAGAGUUGACAGUCUUUACGUUCCUAAAGAUAAGAAUGAUUACAGAGGCCGUUUUGGAUAUGCUAACCUUCUAUCUGUUGACAAGAAAUUGAAUAGUACCAAAUUAUACUACAUUAAUGAUGGUUUUACAAACGAGAAAAUGGAAAGGAUACUUGCGUUGGCUGAGAAGAGAAGUGGGGUAAAGGACUCUGGUAGGUCUUUUUACGGCUUUUAG
Messenger RNA from Pichia membranifaciens NRRL Y-2026, 657 nucleotides. RefSeq lists its product as hypothetical. NCBI's taxonomy places the organism in Eukaryota, Fungi, Ascomycota, Pichiomycetes, Pichiales, Pichiaceae. Bases 1 to 657 code for a protein of 218 amino acids. The record is from RefSeq and is a predicted model, not a curated record. The transcript has a single exon.